AUGAACAUGGACGACCUCGACUCCGACACAUUCCAGUCGCCCCCCAAGCGACGCAAAAUGGCGCCCUUUCUACCUGCACCAUCGAGCCUGUCCAACCUGCUCACCCAGUGGGGUGCCGCAAAGUCUCCGACUUCAGUCUCCAAGAUGCAGCGCGAGAGCAGCGGCGGGCACGCGCUGCGAGGUGGUAAACCAGCUGUAUCGUACGCCGAGUCGCCGCCGACCUCGCCCGGCCAGCAGAGCGAAGCAUCGGCAAACUACGAGGAUGCACAGGAACAAUCUGAAGAACAGCGCGCUUGCGGCCGGGACGACGACGACGAUGACGAUGACGAGAGCCUCGACGAGCUGUCAUCAGACACUAUUCAGGUCAUGCCACGCCGCAAUCACCUCCCUGAGCGAACAAAAGGCACGCGUGAGAUGCCGUCCAGGUCGACGAGAUCCACUGCAUUCUAUGGCCGAACGCCGCGAAAUCUCUCUUCACCGGCAAAGAAGAUCCGCAAAUUCCGCCUCAACUCAGACACGGGUGCAAGCAAGGCAAAAACCAAAGCACGCACCAAUAUGAAGACGGAUACCGCUCGUAAUUUGGUCCGUCAAGAGAUUGCCACAAAUACCAAGCCGAAGCGAGAUGCCUACCUUUUGGCCAACAAAGACUACUUUCUGCCGCUACUGCCAGACAACAACUACGUUGUCAAGCUGGAGCGAUCCGCCAAAGGCGCUAAGCCGCAGCCCGUGGUCCACAAGCAAGUGCAACAACCAGAGGGAGUUACUGCCGUCAUGAACCCAUACCAAUUGGAAGGUCUAUCUUUCCUCGUGCAAAUGCACAAGAACGGAAUGUCUUCCAUUCUUGGUGACGAAAUGGGUCUCGGCAAGACGCUGCAAACCCUUUCGCUGUUCCAAUACCUUGCCGAACACGAGGCCUCAACUAUUGAGAACCGCCCAAACCUUGUCGUUUGUCCGCUUAGCGUUCUUUCCUCGUGGAUUGCGGAGAGUAGAAAGUGGACCCCGAAACUCAACGUUGUGCGGUUCCAUGGACCAAAGGUGGAGCGAGAACGGUUCAAAGAAGAUUGCAAGCAGAGACAACAUUCUCGGGCCCCCGCGAAUGAUCAGAUUGACUUGGUGGUCACGACAUACGAGACGUUCGCAUCAGAGCAGACAUGGUUCAAACAUGCCUUUGUAUGGCGCUACUGCGUGCUUGACGAAGGCCACAAGAUCAAAAACGACCGCACCGGGGUUGCCUCAGCUCUACAAGGUUUGUCUGCUGAGUACCGUCUUGUCCUGACCGGUACACCUUUACAGAACAACCUGCGUGAGAUGUGGGCGCUUCUGCACUGGCUCUUUCCAGAAGUAUUCACGGCAGACACCGCAGACGCCUUCCAUAAGGCGUUCGAUCUUACCAAAGGCAAGGUAUCUACCACAUUCAUGGAUGAUGCUCGCCAGUUGCUCGAGCUCGUCAUGCUUCGACGCAUGAAGUCAAGCCCAGAAGUCAACCUUGGUCUACCCCCAAAGGAAGAAGUACUACUAUUUGUACCUCUCACUCCUAUGCAGAGAUUUUGGUAUACACGGCUCCUGACACGGGCUGACAAUGCCACGCUCGCUGAUCUGUUUGACGGCGCCAGAGACAAGGAACAGCAGAAUCUCUUGACUGAGAAGGAAGACGAGCAGCUUAUCCAGCUUGAACGAGCCGCUGCUGCUGCAGUCAAAGCGGAAGAGGUUGAUAGUAUUGACGUCUGGGCUGAGAGUCGAGCUAUUAUGCAGGAAGCCUUGCGCAAUGAGCAAGUUGAGAAGAAAGGUAACGCUUGGCAGAAGCUCAUGAAUCUUCUGAUGCAGCUGCGAAAGGUCUGCAACCACCCCUAUCUCCUGCCAAAUGCGGCACCGCUUGUCUACGACAUUGGGGAACACGUGAUGAAUGCUUCCGGGAAAUUUAUUGUUCUGGACAAAUUGAUCGACCAAAUUGUGCUCCAAGAGCGCAAGAAAGUGCUGAUAUUUUCCGGCUACACUCGGACCCUCGAUUUGGUCGGAGAGCUUCUUCAGUACAAGGGAGCCAAUGGGCACGAAGCCCCCUUCCGGUAUGCUCGACUCGACGGCGGCACUUCUCGGGCCCGUCGCAACUUGAGCAUCCGCAUGUUCAAUGACAAGAGGACGGAUUAUCAGGUCAUGCUGCUUUCGACGAGAGCAGGUGGCCUCGGUAUCAAUUUGACUUCUGCUUCAGAGGUCGUGUUCAUGGAUGAAGACUGGAACCCGCAAAUCACUUUGCAGGCCGAAGCGAGAGCACACCGAAUCGGUCAGAUCCAAAAGGUGACAAUCUACAAGCUGUGUUCGCAGGGAACGGUGGAGGAACAAAUGAUGGGUCGCAUUCGAAAGAAGCUCUACCUCUCUGCCAAAAUCACGGAGAGCAUGCGCAACAUCCACUCAGCGGAGGCGCUUGAGAAGAAACGCAAACGCCAAUCCACGAAGACCAGCAGCGACGACGACGAUGCGCCACAUCUUGACACAGCAUCGCUUCAAUCUCUGAUUCGACGCGGUGCUCAGACACUGGCGCGGCCGCAGAUAGAUGUGACGGAAAUGAUUGAGUGGGAUUGGGAUACCACGCUUGAGCAUUGCAAAGAUAAGCCAGUUGACGCAUUGGUUGCCGACGCCGCUGGUGACGGCAGCAGCGAAAACGUAGACGAGCAGCAGUGGCUAAAUACCAUGGAGAAGGUGGAGUGCGCAAUCUUCGAAGGCAAGAAGCAUCAGAAGCAAAUUGAAAAGAAGGUUGAAGGGAUCACUGAGCUCAAUCGUAAUGCACGUCGCAUCGGCAAGAACACCACUGUCGAGAUUGACGGCUUCAUGAUCUCUAAGGAGAGCCUCACCUGUGGCGAUUGGGAGGCGGUCCCAACUCUUGCAGGCAAAGACCCUUCCCUUGCAGAGUUCAAGAAGGAGAAGAAGGCUGCGAUCAACAAUCAGGAUUUCUGUCUCUGCUGCUGGGCUGGAGGAGAGCUCGUCUGUUGCAAAGGCUGUCCGCGAUCAUACCACCUAGGGUGCCUCACCCAAGACUUCCAAGUGCGCAGCAAGGGCAUGUCGUUCUACUGCCCGCAGCACCAAUGCAUUGAUUGCAAUGCCAAGACAACUGAGGCCGGAGGCAUGAUCUAUCGCUGCCGGUGGUGCGAGCGUGGAUAUUGCGAAGAUUGCCUCGCCUGGGAAACGGCCGAGCUCGUGGACCAUACACUUCCUGAGUUUGAGUUGCUUGGUUUUGGAGAGGUCGCUCAGGCCUUCUACAUCAAUUGCUCGAAUUGCGUGACGGCUUGGAAGAAUGACGCUGCCGCUCGGAAGACGAUGGAGAAGGCGAAGACGAGGUAUGCGCGGGAUCUCAAUAACCACCCUUCCGAGCUCGAGGCCGCUGGCGUUGGCGCCGGUUACACGCCAGACACCAUGUCUACGAUGUCGGAGGCUGCAACGCCUGCUGAGGAGAUCCCACCCCCAACUGAUCGUCUUCAUCGCUCAGCCAAGAAAGUGAAAUUGUCAAAGUCGCGGCCGGAGCCAGAAAUCAUCGAACUGUCGGGUUGA
Molecule: messenger RNA, 3540 nt
Organism: Lecanosticta acicola
Lineage: Eukaryota; Fungi; Ascomycota; Dothideomycetes; Mycosphaerellales; Mycosphaerellaceae
Source: the annotation of a GenBank genome assembly